UGUUGCUGGUUGAAUUUUGAUGUCUGUUAGAAGCCUAAUACUUUUAAUUAGUGUGAAUUUUAAUACUACUAGUACGGUCUGCAAUAAGAUAAUAACACCAACAGACAGUUUAUUGUGAUCAAAUUAAGCUAUAGAAAAUGAUUGAAUGGAAGGAGUAAGACUAGAAGUUUUUAAUUAUACAAUUCCUGAUUGGAGAUCGGCGUUUCUCAACGGACUGUGAUUGGUCUUACUUGAUAAUGUUUCAUCACAUAUGCUGUCUGAAAGAUUGCUGGGUUUUUAUGAGAAUAGUCGAAAAGAAAGAGGAACAGAAGAAGAUAGAGUUACAAGUUGGAUACUUCGUUAUUCUGAAGAUGUGAUUAAUAAUUCGCCAUUGCAACGAAACUUGCAAGACUACAGCUGUGCAGAAUUUGAUCCAAACAGUAAUUUCAUGAAGAUUUGAAGCUGCUGAAUCAAGAUGGGGAAACAAAACAGCAAGUUGAAACCAGAGGUUCUUGAAGACCUUCGACAGAACACCGAAUUUACUGAUACAGAAAUCCAAGAAUGGUAUAAAGGGUUCUUAAAAGACUGUCCUAGUGGAAACCUCUCAAUAGAAGAAUUCAAGAAAAUUUAUGGAAACUUUUUCCCAUAUGGAGAUGCGUCUAAAUUUGCAGAGCACGUAUUUCGCACUUUUGAUGCUAAUGGUGAUGGAACAAUAGAUUUUAGAGAAUUUCUGUGUGCCCUCAGCGUCACAUCUCGAGGAAAGUUGGAACAGAAGCUCAAAUGGGCAUUUAGCAUGUAUGAUCUUGAUGGAAAUGGCUAUAUUUCCCGACAGGAAAUGUUGGAAAUUGUAACGGCCAUUUACAAAAUGGUUGGUUCUGUAAUGAAAAUGCCUGAAGAUGAAUCGACACCCGAGAAACGAACGGAUAAGAUAUUUCGUCAGAUGGAUAAAAACAUGGACGGUAGGUUGUCACUAGAUGAAUUUAUUGAAGGAGCCAGAAGUGACCCAUCAAUAGUGAGGUUGUUGCAGUGUGAUCCUCAGUCAUCACAUUGAUGAGUUAAUAAACAAGACUUAUUCCAGAAAACAAACUGUUACUCCUGAGGCUGCCAGCAGAGGGAGCUUCUCAGAAAAGAGAUCCUGUAAGAAUGUUGGCUAUCUCAUGAUAACUAUGCCAAGUGAUCCCUGACUCUGAAAUUGUUGUAUUUACAAAUUGUAGUUGUUUAAAUUUACACAUUGAUAGAAUAUUUGCUCUUAAACCUUACAUCUUGCUGUCUUAAUUUGUUUGUUCCGUAGUGAUUCUAAAGUUAAUAUUUCGCUGUUUCUGAUAAAAUUUACAUAGAAUUAACAGAUAAGAAAUUCCUUACUCUUUAUGUGAUUAUAAUGAAGAGGUCUUGUUAAUAAUAGCUAAGCUUUCACGAGUUCAGCAAACUUGCUUUCAGUGAAACAGACAUUUUUGAAAAAAAAAAUUGACGUUUUACCUAAAGAAAAGGUGUCAAAUAAAAUUUAUGAAAGCCUUUAAAGCUGAAACCAUUGUGAAGAACAUUUAAAAGGUGAAACUAUGUGCAGGAUUAACAUAUAUGCAAUAUUCUCUUCAAGAUAACAUUUUCUACCAAGAUGUUGAAAGUACCUUAUAUAUUUCUUGAUGUUACUGUAUGUUUCCGCAUUUUGAAUGGCAUCACUUAACAGCUGUCAAUUUCCAGCUUACCUCGUAACUCUGAGGGGAUUAGCUUCUUAUUUGUUAUACACAUUUUAAAAUAUUACGGUAUGUUCAGGAUUAGUUUAAGGGAGUGAAGUUAGCUACCAAAAUUAAAUACUUAUUUAGAGGUGAAAUAGUAUGUGAACUUUACACACAUUUAUCUGAGCCAGCAGAUGUUCAAACUGAUAUUUUGUGGAAUAUGGUAAUUUUCUGUUGCAGAGCCUUGUGAAAUUCUCUGUCACUGUUUUAUUACCAAGAUUCUUUUCAUAAUUCCUGAAAUAUGAUAACUUUAUAAAUAGUUUUAGCUUGGCAGCUGGUAAUUAGACAACGUUUCAGUCCACAUUUGUGACCAUCAUCGAAUCGACGGGCAGGUAUACAAAGGUAGAAUGAAUUAUUGUAAAAUCAACAGGCAGGUUGUCCAUUUGAAUAACUUUCAAAAAUUUACUGCUUGCUAUACUUUUUUUUUAGUAAAGUUUUUUUUUGACUCCUGGAUGUCAACCUUACUCACUGAAGAAACAAGUAUGAUAUUUUUUAAGCUGUUAUUUGUAACUUGACUGUCUUUCCUACAAUUCUUUUGGCAGUAUUAGUGGUAUACAUUCUCAUUAUCUUCUGAAUCAUCUGUGGUCUCGUAGUUCUAUUCAUCUGAUUUUAGUUUACUUUGAAGUGGUAUUUCAUUGUAAGCAUAGUUUUAAGCUUGAUUUCAGUGCUACACUAGACAUUACUUGAGUUGACCAUAUUUAGUAAGUUAAUGCUCUUUAUAAUAUCAAUCCCAAGUUAUGUGGGCAUUUUGUAAGUAUGUCACUAGACACCAAUUACAUUAUUUAGUGAAUGAAGGCUCUUUCUAAUAUCAGUACUGAGUUAUGUGGGCAUUUUGUAAGUACAAGACAAUAUAUAUUGCUUGAGUUUGAUCUUAUUUAGUGAAUAAAUACUCCUUCUAAUAUCAAUCCCAAGUUACGUAGGUAUUUAGUAAUUACUACACCAGAAACUGCUCGAUAAGCUAGGUUCUCAGUUUCUGUUGGGCUAUCUUAUUUUUUUGCAUGGUUUAAUCCAUGUUAAAGUCUGAAAAAGAAGCCACAUCAUAGAUUUUAUUGUGGAAUCUAACAUGAUAAACAAAUACUCAAGAUUAUAAAAAUGUCAUUUUAAAUAAUGACUGCCUAUAAAAUUUAUUACAUAUUUUGCUUGUUGAAACCAUUUAUUGUUUUACCUGUGAAUCUUUCAAUGACUAUAGGUCGUGGAGCUUUCCGAAACAACUCGUGUUUUGUGUCACUUUAAUAACAUACACAUUUUGAAGUAUUUUAUGAAAUUUGUUAAAAAAUGCUACAGUUAAAUGUUUUAUUAUUAUUAUUUUUUAACCACAAUGAAGAAUUUAAAAGAUGUUGCAAUGAACAGGCAAAACUGUGUUCAGUGCACUGGAGUUCCUAAUUGAUAUCUGUUGUGUCAUACUUCUGAGCCACUAUUAAAUUAGUUUUGUUUGUCAUUAAGAAGGUUCAAAUUGCUUGCUUAUUUACAAGUUCAUUAUAAUAAUCUUUUCAUUGGUAGCAGUAUAUGUUAAAUGUCCUGAUGUAGCAGAACAAUGAAAAUGUGAAUAAUGUGUUAAAGUAGAUUAAGUGUUAUCAUUCCAUUAAUACAUGAUAAUAAUGACCAUGUCACAAUAUAUUUGGUCUUAAAUUUAAAACUUUUUGUCAACAAGUCUUAGGGUCUCAAAGAUGGUGAUUUUAAUGUUACAUAGAGUGUAACCGAGCAUCAGUACAAAUUUGAAAGAAUUAAGUAAGAUAAUUAAAAAAAUAAUGGCUUGUUAAAUAAUAUAUUUUAUUAGGUGUGUAUAUUGCUCAUUUCUGAUGGCCCCUAGUAUAAAAUUUCUAACAAGGAAAGAUAUAAAAUUAUACAUACAGAUAAGAGAGCUUUUUUUUUUUACUACCAAAAAAUGUUGUAAAAUAUGUCCUUAAAAUGAUAGAGAGGAAUUUAACUUGGCUUAAAGAUAAUGUAGAUUAAGUUUUUAGAAGAUCUGUAUUAAUAUAUAUAUCUAUUUGGUAAGUUUUCUCCAGCGAAAAAUAUAGGAAAUUUGGUUCAGUUGUCUUUAAUGGUUAUGAAAUUUGAUGUAAAAUAUUUUUAAGGUCCCAAUCUUUUUCGAAGCAGUGCUUGUGGUCCUAGAAAGUUAAGUUGUUUUUGAUAAAAGAACAUAAAUGUUAUAAGAUCAGGUGUAUGAUAUGAUAAUAACUCUUCAGAAAAGGUUCGAUAAUACCACAACUACGAUACCUGUUAGGGCAUUAUUUAAUUGAAUGGAAAAAAUAAGAUUAGCUACGUAGUUUCAACCAGUAGUCACUGUUGUUCCAUAGGUAUGUAUAUGCCUCGGUCCAAAUAUUGAACAAUCAAAUGAAACGUUUAUAUUUCUUGAUACUUUGUACUACUGUGCACAUUUUUAAUCAUACCACAUGGCAUAGUAUGCUACCAGUAUUUAACCCUUCCCUGUAUGGUGGGUACAGUAUUUAACCCUUCCCGGUGUGGUAGUAUUGCAUAAUUUCAAGUACUUGUGCAUUUGGAUUCAUAAUUCAGAAAUUUAAAUAUAUCUGAAACCCAGACACUUCAAAGAUAAAGCACGAUAAUCACUGAAUGUAUUGUGUGUGAUAGAGUUGUAUAUUAUGCAACAUACACGUAACCAGGAUGAAACCACGCUUUACCCGAGCUUACUAGCAAAAUACAAUAACAGACCUAAUGACACAAUAUACUAGGCCACUUUUUAUUAAAAAAAUAUUUUGCAGGGUUUGUUUGUAAAAUGAAAACAAAAGUGCCAAAGUAAUUACUUUAACAAAAUAAUUUACCUUCACGUGGCAUUAAGAAAAUACAAAAACCUUUUACAAUAUUCCUAGAUUAUUUGAAGGCAAGUAAUCACAAAACACUUCUUAUGUAACAGCUAAAGUUUUAGAAAUCCAUAUACACAGAAUAAAACGAGCUCUAUGCCAAACAGAUUGCAAGAGAAAAAAAAACCAGUUUUAAGGUGAUAUAUUUAUGAUUUUGUUAGUUUAGAAGUUUGGAGGUUACAAAACAAAAACUUAGGUCACUUAAGAAUGUUAUUUUUUGACACCAAUUUCAUAAAUUCACUGUUUUCAAACUAGAAAUAACAAACAAAUGUAUUUGAAGAUAAGUUUACAAUUUUGCUCCUUAAAUAAAUAUUACAAUUGUGGGUGCAUACUUUAUUACAUUUAGCAGUUAGGAUUUUUUUAAAUUAUUCUCCACCCAACAAAUUUUAAUAAAAUACACACAAAACAAACCUUUUAAUCCUCAAUGAUUUGGUUAGUCUUAUUUUGCAAAGACACAAAACUGAUUUUUUUUUAAACUUCGUGAUGUCAUUUGACCUCACGAUAAACACAAGUACCAGGCUGGAAAGAAUUAAGACAUCAAAACUGGUAAUUUUAUUAUUAAAAAAAAAAGAAUAUAUUGAACCGAAGUGUAGUUCAUGAAAAUAAGAAAUCCAUAUUAAUAACAAUGUUGAAGAUCUGGAAAUCAGUUUUAAGUUUAAACAUUUAAAUAUUGCAAUGUCUUUUACUUUUUUUUUUUAGAGAGAAUUAAAUUUGGCAUUUCUAGCAAAAUUUCCACUACAAGUUCUGCCCCCCAGUGGCACAACGGUGUGUCUGUGGACUUACAACGCUAGAAUCCGGGUUUCGAUACCCAUGGUGGGCAGAGCACAGAUAGCCCAUUGUGUAGCUUUGUGCUUAAUUACAAACAAACAAACUACAAGUUCUGUAACACUUUGUUGGCAUAUGUUCUUUCAGACAAUGUCAGCCUAAGUUUUUGAGGUUCAUAGACUUAAAGGAUGUUACAAUCAUAACAGUUGCUUAAAAGUGUGCCUGUUAAAUGAACAAUUCCACAUUAGGAAGAAGGAAAAUAAUAGUAUGGAUUUGUAUAAAAAGUGAUUCAAACAAUAACUACCUCUACAGUCUGUUAACUAGCUGCAUAUUAAAUUUGUUUGCUGAAAUUGUUAAAAGCUAAUAUGUCAAAAAUGUCACUUUAAAAGAGUUAUGAAAAUAAAAACGAAGAUGUAUAUUCAGAAGUGUAAUUAUUUUUUUGUGGUUUAAUUAGUUGUGGAAAAUAUCAAUAUGCUACUACUUAUAGUGGAACAUUUUUGAAUAUAGAAGUGUAGAUGUUAUGAACACCAGUAGUGCCAUCUAGGUACAAUACGAUAAACUUUAAAAUCCACUUUGCUUACACUCGUUUCUCACAUGUAGAAUAUGAACUGGUUACUUAAAGAGAUUUAAGUUUAUGUUUGUCUUGUAUGGCACAUGUUGGCAUUUCUUUGUGCAUGUGUUGUUCUUUCAGUUAUUGUUCAACCACUUAAAAAAGUGAGUAGCAUAAUGAUGAAUGAUAGUGCCUAUAUAAUAUGAUUCAAAAAAUACUGGAAUGAUUAAGUGACAGGAUUGUUAAUUUACUUAAUAAUGUAGCAUAAGUGAAAAUAUGCUGAUCAGCCUUAAUCAAACGUUGAUAACCACAGUUGUCAUACGAAGCUAAGCAUAAUGCAAUCAUGGAGUUUUAUAUAAAAUUUACACUUCUUUCAGUGUGUAGUUAAGUCACAAUUAAGAAACCUAAUAAGCUAAGUACUAUAAGGGUAAGCUUUCGUGUUCUUUAAUUGUGAUUUUUUUUUACCCUCUUGUAUUUUCUAAGUAUCACUAGGAUGUAUCGAUAUAGUUAAAUAACUUGAAAUAUUCAGAUUUUGAGUCAGUCAGAGUUGUAUGAUGGGCAUAAUGGAUUGUAAACACUUCAAUAGAAAACUCAACACUUGCUCAUUAUAGAACCAAGCAUCUUCUGAAGGUAUCAUUUUGUAAAUACACAUUUAAGUAAUAAGGUUUUCUGGUACACGAUUUGAAUUUUUUUGUGCAUUUUUACUUGCACACAGUCAUUAAAUAUUCUAUUCUAUUAAUAUGAACCUUUUUCAUAAAAUAUAUAUAACUAUGCUAGUUUCCACUAGAACUUUUUUUAUGAAGUGUUUUUUGAUCUUCUAUUUCUUAUUAAUAGCUAAUGCUGUUGACGUCUACCAAAUUUUAAUGUUCCAAGUAAACAGCAGAUAAAAGUAAAAUUAUUAUGUUAAGCGACUCCAUUGCCUUUACCUUAAGGCAAGAAAGUGACUGUACAUGUAAACCAGAAUUAUUGAUGUUUCCAAACUUAUGCAGUCUCAUAUGCUGUGAUUUUCUGUGUACAUUUUUUCACUUUCCAUUAUUAAUAAAUUUCACGUUUCAAUGGUGUUU
This is a messenger RNA of Limulus polyphemus (Atlantic horseshoe crab), 6910 nucleotides long. Its product is annotated as neurocalcin homolog. The record is from RefSeq and is a predicted model, not a curated record. Lineage: Eukaryota; Metazoa; Arthropoda; Merostomata; Xiphosura; Limulidae. Bases 455 to 1030 code for a protein of 191 amino acids. Gene Ontology annotation, molecular function: calcium ion binding. The transcript is spliced from 5 exons.